GAAUCAAAAGAAUGUGACACAUUUUAAGGCAAGUCACUCCACUUCACUACAUAAGCAGUUUAGAAUCUUAAACAGAUGCAAAAGGAAUAAAGCAAAAAGGGGGAGAAGGGGUAGACCGAUAAAGUUUCUGGCUUCGGUACAAGAGACAUAUCAUUACCAUAUGAUCUAAUGUGGGUGUCAGCCGGAUUGUGUUCACUGAGGGAAACCUUUUUUUUUUUUUCAGUGUGCUAUGGAGUAGAAGCAGGAGGUUUUCAACCCAGUGACAGUCACAGAGCAGCACCUAACCCCCUCCUCCUUUCCACACCUGCAAACUCUUUUGCCUGGGCUGAAUAUUUAGUGUAAUUACAUCUCAGCUUUGAGGGCUCCUGUGGCAAAUCCCCGGAUUAAAAGAUUCCCUGGCUGUGAAAAUAAAUGAGAUAAACCAUGAAGGCAACUCUCAUCUUUUUCCUGCUUGCUCAAGUUUCCUGGGCAGGACCAUUUCAACAGAAAGGCUUAUUUGACUUUAUGCUAGACGAAGAGGCUUCUGGGUUAGCUCCUGAAGAGAAAGUUCCUGAGAUUACUGAAUAUGAGCUUAUGGGACCCGUGUGUCCUUUCCGCUGCCAAUGUCAUCUCCGAGUAGUCCAGUGUUCUGAUCUGGGUCUGGACAAAGUGCCAAAGGACCUCCCCCCUGACACAACAUUGCUGGACUUGCAAAACAACAAGAUAACAGAAAUCAAAGAUGGAGAUUUUAAGGAUCUGAAGAAUCUUCAUGCAUUGAUCCUUGUCAACAACAAAAUUAGCAAAAUCAGUCCCGGAGCCUUUGCACCUUUAGUGAAAUUGGAACGACUUUAUCUGUCCAAGAACCAGCUCAAGGAAUUGCCGGAAAAAAUGCCCAAAACUCUUCAGGAGCUGCGUGCGCAUGAGAAUGAAAUCACGAAAAUUCGAAAAAAUGUCUUCAAUGGACUGAACCAGAUGAUUGUCAUAGAACUGGGGACCAACCCACUGAAGAGCUCAGGAAUUGAAAAUGGAGCCUUCCAAGGAAUGAAGAAACUCUCCUAUAUCCGCAUUGCCGACACCAAUAUAACCUCUAUCCCGCAAGGUCUUCCUUCUUCCCUUACGGAAUUACAUCUUGAUGGCAACAAAAUCACCAGAGUUGACGCCGCUAGUCUCAAAGGACUGAAUAAUUUGGCUAAAUUGGGGCUGAGUUUCAAUAGCAUCUCUACUGUGGACAAUGGCUCUCUGGCCAACACACCUCAUUUAAGAGAGCUUCAUUUGGACAACAACAAGCUUAUCAGAGUACCUGGUGGGCUGGCAGAGCAUAAGUAUAUUCAGGUUGUGUACCUUCAUAAUAACAACAUCUCUGUAGUUGGAUCUAAUGACUUCUGUCCACCUGGAUACAACACCAAAAAAGCUUCUUACUCAGGCGUGAGCCUCUUCAGCAACCCAGUACAGUACUGGGACAUCCAGCCUUCCACCUUCCGAUGUGUCUAUGUGCGCUCUGCCAUUCACCUUGGAAACUACAAGUAAUUCCUAAGAAAUCAUUCACUUUCAUAACCUGGCACAAUCUCAUUAAUGGCAUUGCUAAAAAUAAAUAAAUAGCUAGAUGAUACUGAUGACCUAACUGCCAUGUGGACAAUUUUCCCACAUGACUUAUUAUGCCUAAAAGCCAAAUAUGCAGUUUAAGUAAUUGCCUACAAUAAAAACAAUUUCCUGCCAUUUUCAGAAUUCUUUUUGCAGUUUUUUGUUGAGUUCCUACAGAUACACUUGUGUCAUUAAAUGUAAAAUUUGGAUU
This is a messenger RNA of Elephantulus edwardii (Cape elephant shrew), 1771 nucleotides long. RefSeq names its product decorin (gene DCN). The record is from RefSeq and is a predicted model, not a curated record. The coding region runs from base 424 to 1506 and encodes 360 amino acids. The transcript has 8 exons. Lineage: Eukaryota; Metazoa; Chordata; Mammalia; Macroscelidea; Macroscelididae. Gene Ontology annotation, molecular function: protein binding.